Messenger RNA from Closterium sp. NIES-65, 2169 nucleotides. The record is from the annotation of a GenBank genome assembly. Lineage: Eukaryota; Viridiplantae; Streptophyta; Zygnematophyceae; Desmidiales; Closteriaceae.
AUGGUUCCUAUUAGGUCUGGUAGCCCGUCGCUCCCGCUCCUAGUACUGCUCUCCCUCCUCAUCGUUUCCUCGUCCCCUCCUCACUCGCCUUGCUCAGCCACCCGCGCCGCUGCCAUCGGCGCGCAGUUACCGCCUGCCUCAGUUCCGCCCCCUGCGGAUGGGGAAGCGCCGGCGUCAACCGCGCAUGGGCGCUCCCUGGAGGCUUCAACCGCCGCCAGCGGCGCCGGUGCGGGCGAGUGCGACGCGGAGUGGAUGCUGCUGUGGCCGGUCGCGCAGGAGUGCUGGCUGCCGCGCAUGACGACGGCGCAAGGCGGAACAUCCGCGCGCGUGGCUUUUGCGGCCUCUUCCUCCGCGCACCUCCAAGCUACCGCGCAAAGCCUAACUUCCGUAGGCGUGGUGAUUGCGCAGGCUUCCGCGCCUCCCCCUCCCCCUCCCGACGACCGGCCAGACGAGGGGGAUGGGGGGAGCACUCCGCCCGCGGGGAACGAGGCGCGACUGACACCCGACAAUGAAAUCAUUGGCGUGUGUCGAACCGGAGUUAAGCUUCCUCUUAAAAUUCUGAUGUGUUCGUUCCAGCGGUUGGCUCCUGUUCCUCAACCAUCCGGCACGGUGCUCUCGUCUCUCCUCGCCUCACCUCUCGUCUCCUCACCGCCCUUCACCAGCACCAUCGCCCCGCGGCACAGAGGUUCGCCCACUACGUGGGCCUACCAGACGACCAACUCUCUUAUGUUUCGUGCGGCAUGCCUCCUGCCUGCCCAUGCCCCAUGCACCUCGGCUCUCAGGUUCGCCAACUACGUGGGCAAGCUGCCGGACGACCAGUUCAAUCGCAUAAUGGAUUUGCUGUUUGACAAGGACAAGGGCAUCGGGCUCAACCUCGCGCGCUACCUCAUAGGCGGCAGCGUCAACUACACCAACAGCCCCCAGUUCCUCACCGUUGCCUGGGAGACCCGCUCUCUCCCCGGCUUCCGCGUCCGGCCAAACGGUCAAUACGACUGGACGGCGGACGGGCGGCAGAGACGGACGAUGCUCGCCGCCCUGGCGCGGAAUGUGGACGAGGUGGAGGCGAUUUCAUACUCGCCGCCCUGGUGGAUGACGGUCAGCGGGGACACGGCCGGGACUAAACAGGGCAAGUGUAAUUUAAAGCCCGAGUAUUUCCAGGCGUAUACGGACUACCAAGCGUCUGCGAUCGAGCACUACCGCAGGUACUGGAACGUGACGUUUUCCACGAUGAACCCUUCAAAUGAGGCGCUGGAGGGGUGGUGGUCGCAGGGUUCGAAGAACGAGGGGUGCAACUACAGCCCUGAGCAGCUGAGCACUCUCAUUCGCCUCCUCACCGCCAACCUCCAGAAACGAAAGCUCCCAACGAAAGUCGCGGGGUUUGACAGUUUCGUCGGCGCCACUCUCCGGUAUACAUACAAGUUCCCUGCUGCAUUGAAGGCCGGCAUUUUCCGGCUGAACGUGCACGGGUACAUUCCGCCGCCGCCCAACACGACGGAUACACGGCGGUACAUGGAAGGCGUGAUGGUGGGAAUGCACCGCAUGGCGACCGGGCUUGGCAAGGAGGUGUGGAUGUCGGAGGUGGGGCCGAUGUGGGUGGUCGGCAAUGACGUGGGUGUGAUGCUGUUCACAGCACGGCAGAUAGUGCAGGCUGUGAACAUCAUGGGGGCUUCCGCUUGGAUUUUCUGGCAGGCAGUGAGUGGGGUGGCUACUAACCCAGACGCGUUCCUGAAAUGGGGGCUUUUGGCGGUCAGGAUCUACCGGCUGAACGACACGGAAGUUAAGCCGUUGGAUCUGGUGAUCUCCAAGAAGCUCUACAUGCUGCAGCAGUUUGUGCGUGGGGCGCCGCAGGGAAGCCUUCCUCUGCGAAUUGACAUGUCGUGCGGUUGUCAGCACUGCAUUGCGGCCUUCUUCCAUCCCGACCAGCACUUUGUGUCCAUCUUCAUCGUCAACCAGCGCGACACCACACACACUGCGACAUUUCAAUUCGAGGAGUUUGUGCCGUUUGACGCGGGUCAGGAGUGUGUGGUGGAGACGUAUCGCACGUCAGCGACGGAGAACAACACGCUGGUGGCCACACAGAGCUACUCUGAUGUCCCAGCUUCGAUACAAGUGCCGGCUCUGGGCAGCUCGAUGACGUCCGUGGUGCUGCGCAAUGUGGACCCCACCUAG